Pungitius pungitius (ninespine stickleback) is the source of this 409-nucleotide messenger RNA. RefSeq names its product large ribosomal subunit protein eL29. Gene Ontology annotation, biological process: cytoplasmic translation. The coding region runs from base 89 to 322 and encodes 77 amino acids. Gene Ontology annotation, cellular component: ribosome; cytosolic large ribosomal subunit. The record is from RefSeq and is a predicted model, not a curated record. The transcript is spliced from 4 exons. Lineage: Eukaryota; Metazoa; Chordata; Actinopteri; Perciformes; Gasterosteidae. Gene Ontology annotation, molecular function: structural constituent of ribosome.
CUCGCUUCUCUUCUUCUCUGCUUCCGGGUAAAUUAUUCUUUCUCUUCCGGUAAUCGUCUGUUCGUGUAGCAGAUCACCAAGUGUCGAUAUGGCGAAGUCCAAGAAUCACACAACCCACAACCAGUCUCGUAAAGCCCACAGGAAUGGCAUCAAGAAGCCUAGGUCUCAGCGCUACGAGUCACUGAAGGGGGUGGAUCCUAAGUUCAUGAGGAACCUGCGCUUUGCUAAGAAGCACAACAAGAAGGGGCUGAAGACCAUGAGGAAGGCGGCGCAGAAGGCAGUACCGACCACGGUGCCGACCACAGUUCAGGCCACGAAAUAAACUGCCAACCGUUCACCUCAAUGUCUGUCAGUGUUUAAUAGGCUGUUUCCACCAUCACAAUAAAGCUAUGCUUUGUUAACAAACCAA